AUGGUCGGAACUGGCACUUCUACCCAGGAUGCCGUCGCCUGCUCAGCCCAGAUUCGACGACCUCCCGCCCAGGCGUCACCGCCAGGUCCCCACAUGAACCCCUGGCCUGGGUCAAACUGGACGGCUCCGCAGGAGUUCGUGAUCCUGGGCUUCUCCGGGUGGCCCAAGGAGCUGCAGCUGCUGCUCUUCGCCCUCCUCCUGCCACUCUACCUGGCCACGCUGGCCGGAAACCUGCUCAUCCUGGGUCUGGCCAUCAGGGACCCCGCCCUGCACACUCCCAUGUACUUCUUUCUGGGGGCGCUGUCGGCCGUGGAGGUGGCCUACACGCUGGUGCUGACGCCACGCAUGCUCGCCGGCUUCCUGCUGCCCCUGGGGGGCCAGGCGGUGGCCCGCUCUGCCUGCGCUGCCCAGAUGGGACUCUUUGUGGCGCUGGGAGGCUCCGAGUGCCUGCUGCUGGCCGCCAUGGCACUGGACCGCUUCCUGGCCAUCUGCCGCCCUCUCGACUACCCCUGGCUCAUGACUGCGGGGCUCUGCUGGGGUCUCCUCGCCUCCUGCUGUGUGGGGGGCUCUCUCCUGGCCUUGGGUCUCACCGCGACCAUCUUCCAGCUGCCCUUCUGCCGGGGGUGCUUAGUCAACCACGUCUUCUGUGACCUCCCAGCCGUGCUGGUGCUGGCCUGCGGGGACCGCGACCUGCAGGAGUGGGUCCUGCUGGCCGCCUGCCUGCUGCUGCUGGUGCUGCCGCUGGUGCUGAUCCUGCUGUCCUACACCAGAGUGCUGGUGGCCAUCCUGGGGGUUGGGGGUGCCGCAGGCCGCCGCAAGGCCUUCAACACAGUGGCGUCGCAUCUCACCGUGGCCGUGCUCCACUACGGCUGUGCCACAGCCAUGUACGCCAGACCUCUGAGCAGCCGCUCCCUCGAGGAGGACAAGCUGGUGUCGCUCAUCUACAUCAACCUCACACCGCUGCUCUACCCCGCCAUCUACACGCUGCGGAACCGGGACGUGCAGGGCGCCCUGCGGCGGGCGGUCGGUGGCAGGACGUCAGGGAACAUCCUCCAGACUGAUGUCAGCUGA
Suricata suricatta (meerkat) is the source of this 1071-nucleotide messenger RNA. RefSeq names its product olfactory receptor 10Z1-like. Gene Ontology annotation, molecular function: olfactory receptor activity; G protein-coupled receptor activity. Gene Ontology annotation, cellular component: membrane. Gene Ontology annotation, biological process: G protein-coupled receptor signaling pathway. The transcript is spliced from 2 exons. Bases 1 to 1071 code for a protein of 356 amino acids. The record is from RefSeq and is a predicted model, not a curated record. Lineage: Eukaryota; Metazoa; Chordata; Mammalia; Carnivora; Herpestidae.